AUGUCAUCAUCAUCAGUUUCUUAUGAUAGUACAUCUUUCUAUGUACAAGCACUUGCUACAAGCUUUGCUAAAAGGUUGUCCGAUGAACCAGACAAUUCGUUAUUUUUAAAUAUUGCUCCAGUUGGUAGACAAGCCAAAAGAAACGCCCAACAGAUAAAUUAUUCAGAAGAUUAUGUGGAUGACUUUGAUUUUGAAGAUUCUCCUUCUUCAAGUUUUGCAAAGACUUCGACUUCUAUCUCGCAACAACAAACCAAUUUGCAGAGAUUAACUCCAGCUAGAAAUACUCCUAAUAUAGCAAAUUUGGACGAUGAACAAAAAUUAUCCGAAUUAGUGAACAAACCUGAAGUUCUUGUACCUAUAAAGUUGCUAUUAGAAAAUGGUACCUCGACUCAUAAGAUUGUUGAUUCUUUUAUGUGGAAUCUUAAUGAGCUGUUGAUAACGCCAUCAGAUUUUGCUGCAAUUAUCUGUAAUGAUCUAGAAUUGUCAGGAUCUAUGCAGCUGCAGAUUACGGAAUCAAUAAUCCAACAAAUUGAAGAUUACGCCUUUGCUUCAAACUUACAAAUUCCAUCAGAUACGCCUUGUGUCGUUAUUAUUGACUUAUCUGUCAAUUUAAAUAAACAGUUAUACCAAGAUAAAUUCGAAUGGGACUUAAACCAAACUGAAGUAACACCAGAAGAUUUUGCUCAAAUAGUAGUAGAUGAUUUAGGUUUACCAUUGGAAUUCAAAGCUGCAAUUUCACAUUCAUUACAUGAAAUUAUUAUCAGAGUAAAAAAGGAGAUAAGUGACGGUACAUAUAAUAGUGAAUUCCAAAACUUGCAUCUAGUCAGAGGUUUAAUUUUUGAAAGUGGAAUUAGAAUCUUCACCGAAAACAGUAUUCAAAAUGGUACAGACCAUUGGGAACCAAUAGUAGAAGUAUUAACUCCCGCUGAAAUCGAAAAGAGAGAAAAUGAAAGAAUUAGAAAUUUGAGAAGAUUAAAAAGAGAAAAUAUGAAGAGAGACUAUGAUGAUUUUGGAAGUAAAAGACGCCAGGUUGUAGGAAGGAGGAAAUUCGAUGAAUUAGAAGGGACUUGGAGAAGUUUUUAG
Molecule: messenger RNA, 1083 nt
Organism: Scheffersomyces coipomensis
Lineage: Eukaryota; Fungi; Ascomycota; Pichiomycetes; Serinales; Debaryomycetaceae
Exons: 1
Coding region: 1-1083 (360 amino acids)
Biological process (GO): positive regulation of pseudohyphal growth by positive regulation of transcription from RNA polymerase II promoter; chromatin remodeling
Cellular component (GO): nuclear chromosome; nucleus; RSC-type complex
Molecular function (GO): transcription coregulator activity
Source: RefSeq, a predicted model, not a curated record